Daldinia caldariorum is the source of this 1459-nucleotide messenger RNA. RefSeq names its product pyridoxal phosphate-dependent transferase. Lineage: Eukaryota; Fungi; Ascomycota; Sordariomycetes; Xylariales; Hypoxylaceae. Bases 14 to 1459 code for a protein of 481 amino acids. Gene Ontology annotation, molecular function: transaminase activity; pyridoxal phosphate binding. The transcript has 2 exons. The record is from RefSeq and is a predicted model, not a curated record.
GCGAAUAGGCAAGAUGGCUUCUGACAGGGUAAAUCAAUCUCUACCAGUCUCAAACUCGCAACUAGAUCAUGACUUCCACAGCGGAUGGGGAAGUGUCUAUACCAACCGAAGUACCGUAAGCGACGAGGAGAUCCUUCCACUAUGGCUGCAGUAUGCCUCAGACAAAGGAUCAGUUGAACGGAAGUACCAGCGACUCCUUUACGAGUAUACCGACCUUUUUAGCGAUUUCUUUGGUGGCUACUAUCCAAUUUCCAUGCACGCUCACGCGACAGACGCCUUGCUGCCAACGACCAUUGCCAGCUUGAUCUUGAAUACCAUCGCUACCAGUCCACUGGUCCUAAACUCGCCUGAAUUAAAACCUAAAUCAGACGAGAAUCCAGAGGAUACUGGAAAGAGGGUUCGAGAUUUCGCUUUGAGCUUUCUGGGUUGGGAUGAUAAGCAUGUCCUCUCGCCCAACUUUAUUGUCGCUGAUAACAUAUAUGGUGCUGGAUAUGGACCUCUGGCACAUACCUCAAAAGAAUGGGAGAUCAGCGCAAUUGCGGCUGGCCCCAAGCCUAUUGUUGUGGACAUGAAGAAUGCAACGGAGGAGGUGCUGAACGCUCAAUUUGCCGAUGCGAAAGCGAAAGGAUGCAUCGCAGUAGUUUUCGAUCUAGUCAGUACUGAGGACGGACUUGUCUUGCGCCCUGACGAUUUCGGCAGGAUUAAGGCGUGUUGUGCUCGUAACCGACUGCUACUCAUCGUCGACGAGACAAUGACAGCGAUGCGAUGCGGGGCCCCCUUCGCAUUCCAAAGACAGGAAUAUGUCCGCAAGGAAGCGGACAAGCAGCCGGACCUUGUCAUAUUCGGGAAAGGCAUCGGCGUGAGUGGUGUCGCAAUCGGCUUCAAGGGCGUUAUUACCACAGGUCUCACUUACACGGACCCUGCUGACAUCCGCAAGACGAUACGGUACUGGCGUGCCCUUGUAAGCCGACCCAUCAGGCUACCAAUACUAUUAGAAGCGCUCAGUAUUCUACGAACGGCACAGGCGGAGAAUUGGCCGGCAAACAGUGAGAAAAUAGGGGAUGUUAUACGGGACAUCAUAGGAGAGCUAGACCCUAGUACUAGAGAGCCGGAUGCCAUCCGAGGUUUGGGGGCUGUGGUCGCAGUAAACAGGGAAGUAGCAAUGAAGUUUCGCGUCAUGUCAGCUAUUCGGCGACGAAGCCCUUGGGCUCGAUGGUUGCCCAAGCUAGAUGGUUCUUCUGCCGAUCGGGAAGUGCUUAGGAGGCAGGUCUUUGGAGUUGAUAGUAAGGCGAACAGGCAAAUUUUAGCAAAGGAGGCCGACCAAUGCGGUAUAAUUCCUUUGUGGUGCUUCAUCUGCGGCAUCGAGGCUACUUCCAAGGACUGGUGCAGAACGUGCUACUUGUCGUUCUGCGACAAUGAAGUGUGCGUGCAAGCUUUCCAUAGACAUGCCUGCGUAUAA